Daktulosphaira vitifoliae (grape phylloxera) is the source of this 866-nucleotide messenger RNA. RefSeq names its product death-associated protein 1. Bases 171 to 470 code for a protein of 99 amino acids. The record is from RefSeq and is a predicted model, not a curated record. The transcript has 3 exons. NCBI's taxonomy places the organism in Eukaryota, Metazoa, Arthropoda, Insecta, Hemiptera, Phylloxeridae.
AGAUUAUAAAUAUUAUGUUUACUAAUAUUAUUCUGCUGAGUACGUAGUGUUACCGGCUGCGUAAAACUAUUGAUGCAACGUAAUCUACUACAUAGCUAUUCCGUCCAGUAAAGUUCUGCGUACACGUGUAAACUUUUUUUUAAUUUUCUGUUAUAUCAUACUAUAUUAAAAUGGAAAACGAAACUGAACUUAAAGGUGGACAUCCUCAAGCAGUGAAAGCUGGUGGUAUGCGCAUUGUUCAACACAAAAGUAAUUCUGAUAAAGAAUCCAAGAGUUCUGCUUCUGAUGUGGCCAAUUCAGUCCUUAAGGUUUCUACAAGCCCUCCUAAACAAAAUGUAGUACCAGUACAUAAUCACAAUGAUUAUCCUACUCAAGCUGUUCAAAAGACUCAUAACAAACCAUUACCAAGUCACGAUCCUAGACAACAUCAUGCUCCAAAACCAACUAUUCAUCAACCAUCUAAGCAAUAGAUAAAAAAUAUUUGAUUGAUUCUUUUGAUACUGCACAAACGAUAAAAAAAAAAACAAGUUAUUGGUUAACUAUAACUAUAACCUUUUAUUAAAUUUCAUUAUUUUAUUAUCAUAAAAUAUGUUCAAAUAGUUUUUGUUCUUUUAUUUGAUUAGUUUUAUUUUGUUGUUUAUAGAUGAUACUUUCAUUAAUUUAUCACUUUAAAAGUUUUCUUAGGUAUACAUUUAUUUUUAUAAUGUAUUAUUAAAAUAGUAUAUUCUUACAGUCAGAAGCAUCAUUUUAUUGUGCAUUCAAUAAGUUAAUUAUUUUUAUGUAUUAAAAUAACUAUUUUGUAUCCAUUUUAACAUUUAAAGUAUAUGUAUACACAUAACAUUCCAAAUAUAUAUAUUUAUGCUAAU